AUGUCUGCUUGGAAUGGUUCAACAAACAAUACAUUUUCAUCUUCUGUUUCGCCGAUUCGUUCUGAUGUUAGGUCGUCCGUGCAGCGCACAUUGAUAAAUCCAUCAUUUCAAAAUAAGAAACAACUAUCAAUAAAACAAAGUACUAAUAGAAUAGGUAGACGUGAAUCCCAGUUUAAAACUUACUCGUCUCUUUAUGACAACUUUUUCCAUAAAAGGAUGAAGUUUUACCACAGGUUAUCUGCACUCAUUGCAGCAAUUUUUACAUUAAUAUUAAGUGUCCCAUUUGGUGGAAGGCUGAUAUUUUAUCCAAUCAAGUUUCUUCUUAUUUGGUUUGGCUUCUUUCUUUUGCAGCAAGCACGUGUAUGUACAAUUCAAACAGAAUCUUCUAAAGCAGGAAACCAUAUUGAAAAGGUUGUCUCCAUUUUAAGCUCAAAAAAAUCCUAUAUUCUCAUUUGUGCAUUUAUGAUAAAUUCAUGUAUUGUCUCUUCGAUUAUUUUUUCACAAUCUGGUUCUUCUCUAAGUUGUUAUAUUGAGACACCGACCAAAACUAUCAAACCUUUUUUGAAUGAUAACUUCGCAUUUUUCUGUUUCUUCACUUUAAUCUCAUCAGUGGUUUACUCCUUCGACUUCUUAGUAUCAGAAAAGUUCACUCUACAUUUUCCGAUCGGUACAUUUAGACAGGAACCUAUUGAAUAUUUGAAAGCAUUGCCACAUCUUAGAAUAAUAAUUUUAUCACUGCUAAAAACAAUUGUGUUGUCUUUGAUAUCCCCCUUGGUGUACCAUAUUUUUUUUCGUAACUUAUUUUUCAAGUUUUUUUUGAAACCAUUGGUCAUCUUUUUAGAUUUGAACAAACAGCUUCCAAGAUCUGAUUUCAAUAUAUUCACAUUAUCUACAAUAUUAAUUUAUUUGUGGAUCUCUUUCUUGUCAUUAGAUAUUCUAAAUGAAUGUUUCAAUGCUUAUGCAAUGGUUGGCUGUUUGGUAGUUCAAAAACCGAUCAGUCAUUACAGUGAGACGCCGAUUCAAACUUUAAUCUCAGGGUUGAAAGAUACAAAAAAUCAAUUAGUACGGUUAACUGCAUACCAAGAAUUGACAUAUUUGUCAACAAGCAGUGAUUUUAAAGAUCGUGAAAGUUUUUAUCGUGCUGAUAACUGGUCUUUGAUCUUAGGAGAGUAUUAUUUUGUUUUGAUAAAUGCAGCAAAGUCAGCUAGAUUAGGCUUACCGAAAAUUGAAAAGAAUGAUGUCUUUAGAAAUGAAAAAUUAGAAAAACUAAAGAAACAAGCCAGCAUAUUUGGGAAUAUGAGUAAUUAUGAAAAUAAUUUGGACUUUGAUUUUGAGUUUGAGAUUAAAGAUGGAAAGUUCAAAAGGACUUCCGAGAAGAAUGAGGACAAUGGUGAUGUGACUGUUAUUAAACAGGGUAAUGAAGCGAUCUUUAAGAACCCAGAUGAAAGGGAAAAGAUCAAAUCUUUUGAAUCGCAAUAUGAUGUUCUACUUACUUCAAGUCAUGAUUAUUUAAACAAGCUUACAAAAAAGAUGGAAGUCGUUUUUAAAGAGUAUUUUAAGUAUGAUCCGACCAAGGAGAACAAAGAUUCCAACAGUAUCAAGUAUCAGCUUUAUAUUCUAUUCAAAGAUUUAUCCAAGUUUGCUAAUCAUUUAAUAUUUGGUACAAUUGAAGAGCAAGCUAACAAACGGGUUCCUAAUAAGGAACUAGUUGGAUUUGCAAUUAUAUCAUUGACUGAAAUGAUGAUUCGCUCUAAAACCGAAGAUAAAAACAACUCAGUCCAAGGCACUUUAGUAGAAUGCUUGACUUUACUAACCAAAGUUUACAAGGGAACCUCAGAAUUUAUCAAUAGUCCCCCUACUGAAAUUGAUGAAAACCAACCAAACUCAAUUAUGAUUGUGAACGAACUUUCACUCAGUUAUUUUUUCAAGUUGGUAAUCUAUUACAACAAUGUUCUGAACGAUUUAUUAUUACCUCCAGAAGUGUUCAGACUUGCUAAAUGGUGUACUGAUAUGGCGUUGGAACAACAGAAGGAGCAAAAGUUAAGGACAGAUAUUAUACAGUAA
Molecule: messenger RNA, 2064 nt
Organism: Pichia kudriavzevii
Lineage: Eukaryota; Fungi; Ascomycota; Pichiomycetes; Pichiales; Pichiaceae
Exons: 1
Coding region: 1-2064 (687 amino acids)
Biological process (GO): spindle pole body localization; nuclear pore organization
Cellular component (GO): spindle pole body; nuclear pore transmembrane ring
Molecular function (GO): spindle pole body-nuclear membrane anchor activity
Source: RefSeq, a predicted model, not a curated record